GAAAAAGAGAUUCAAGAAUUGUAUCAAUUGCUCUCAACAGAACUAAAAGAAACUGAUAUUAGAGUUAAAGAAGAUGUUGUAGAUAGAUCAAAAAAAGAAGAAAAACAAAUGAAAAAAAUGAAAGAUGAACUAUUAAAUCAAUUUUACGAAAUGGAAAAGCAAUUAAAAGAAAAAAUUGAUCAACUAAAUCAACUAUUAUUAAAGCAAUCUGAACUAAAUGAACAACAAAAAAGCGAUCAUAAAGAUGAUAAAGAAAAGUCAAAUACCUUAUCUAAAUCUAAUGAAACUCCCACUAUUUCAAAUGAAAAUAAGGAACCAACCCCACCAAGUGAUAGUGAACUUACAAUCGAUGAAAGCCCAGAAAAAGAAAAUAAAUCAAAAGAAGAAAAAGAUGAAAAAGAUGGAAAAGAUGAAAAAGAUGAAAAAGAUAAAAAAGAUAAAAAAGAAGAAAAUAUGGAAACAACAACAACUAGUAGUAUUACAACUGAUAAAGAUUCUAUGAAAUUAAAAAUUACUUUUACAAAGAAACCAGUAGAAAAAGAAAACAACAAAGAAAUUGAAAAUAUUGAAUUGUUAAUCAAACAAAAAAAGGAAGAAGUGGUAAGAAAAAUCGAAGAAAUUAAAAAAGCAAUGAACGAUAAAAUUAUGAACUUUAGUGUUAAUUUAGCAACUCAAGGAAGAGAAUUUGAUAGACUUGUAUCUUUAGAAUCUAAUGAAUAUGAGAAACAUUUGGCAAAGAAAUUUUCAGAUAUGAAAAAAGAACUAAAUGAAAAUACCGAUGCUCUUGCAACUUCUUUUGAUAUAAUAGAUAAUAUUUUAGUUAACCAAGCACAACAAUAUCAACAUCAUCAACAACAAAAACAAUCUUUUAAUCCAUAUAACCAACAACAGCAACAACCAUUUAACCAUUAUAACCAACAACAACAACAACCAUAUUAUUCGCAUCAAUCAAAAUCACAACAAAAUAAACAAAAUUAUUUAAUUAAAUAAAACUAAUUAUCUAUAAUUUAUAAUCU
Messenger RNA from Dictyostelium purpureum, 1016 nucleotides. RefSeq lists its product as uncharacterized. The record is from RefSeq and is a predicted model, not a curated record. The annotation marks the transcript as partial. The transcript has a single exon. NCBI's taxonomy places the organism in Eukaryota, Evosea, Eumycetozoa, Dictyosteliales, Dictyosteliaceae.